This is a messenger RNA of Vitrella brassicaformis, 2325 nucleotides long. Lineage: Eukaryota; Vitrellaceae. The record is from the annotation of a GenBank genome assembly.
UUGUCAGUUGCCGAGUCUGCCACCUACCCCAUCUGUCCGUACGAACGAGUUGACUACAGCGUUAUCCGUCAGGCUGUCAGGCAUCAUGCUUUUCAUCCCAUCAUAUCGCAUCUCAUCGCAUCGCAUAAAGGGGCUGGCUGCGGAAAAAUAAGGUGUAGUGCAGCUGCGCAGCCAGCCAGCCAGCCAGCCGGACAUGACCAACGUACCAACACACGAUCGAAGGAAAACUGCCUGCCUCGGCAAACGAACGAGACCACUCUCGGUAGGUAGCUAGUCGCUGCAUUGCCAGACCACCCCACGCAGACAGACGCACAGCCAGUGCUGCCUCUCGCAUGCCGUCACUCACAGAGACCGAAAAACGAACGAGGCAGAGCACUCUCUCCACCGUACGUUGCUGUCAUAUAAAGCAUAGCGGUGUGCCUGUGGCACACACGGCACGGCUGCCUUUGUUUCUUCUUUCCGACAUUGCCUGCAUCGCAUCCAUCAGACGGCAUACGAUGGGCUCUCUGACUUGCCGGUCUUCUGCAGUUUGUCUAUGCCCUCAACCACCCGUGCCGACACGAUGGUGUCCCCCACUCGGAUGUCGCGCAGGAAGUCCGCACCAGACACCGUGUAGCCAAAACACGCGUACCUGAGUGAGGCACACACACACACGUGUGGUGUGGGGUGGGGUGGUUGGUCGGGCUGGGUGUCAUUCUGGUGGCUUGGCGAGCGUGUCUGUCUGAGCGUACCUUCCGUCCAUGAAGUUUUUGCCGGCCGGUGUGAGGUCCGAGUCGAAGAGCAGCCAGAAGAACUGUGAGGAGCCGCUGUUGUUGUCGAACUCUGAGCGAGCCAUCCCAAGCGCACCGUACGCCUGUGGAGGAUAGACACGCAAGAAACGACGAUCAUGUUAUGGCCCACAGGCCGAUGCUUUAGCAUGUGGUAAUUUCGGCUGACCUGGAACGGGAGCGUUGUGGCCGCGAAUCCCCGGCCAUCCUCCUCUGUUGUCUCGCCGUACAUGGGCGCAUUGUCGCCCUGUCCACACACACAUCACACACCAACACACAAGUGUCACCCAUAGGCCUUUCCUUGUCUUCUCCAUGCCUCCCUCACCUUGACGAAUAUCUCAAGUGGGACCCUCCUCGGCUCCUUUGCCCCAGUCGGCACAUAUCCCUCCGGUCCGCUGUCAGGCUUCCCCGUCUGCACCACGAAGCCGUCAGAGCGGCUGAUCUUCAUCGAGUCGUAGAAGCCCUUGGACACCAGGUCGACGAAGUUGCCGGCCGUCACUGGGGCGUUCCAGCCGUCAACCACCAUCACGAGCUUGGCCUCGUCGUAUAGACGGCCUUCCAAAUCGAACUUGCUGCCGUCGGCCUUCUUGACCACCAUCUCCACCUGACUCACACACGGCACGGCACACAGACACAUACACACACGUCCUCACUCACACAUGCAGAAAAGACAGACAGGCAGAUGCUCUCUCUUUGUGUGCCAUGUGUCACCUUUGCUCGCCCCUGCAGUUGCGGCAGGCUGGCGAAUUCUUGUGGCACAGGGACCUUGUAGUUCUCCGGCACCAUGAGGGCCAUCAGGGCGGUCAUUUUGUCGGCUAUGCCGCCCUGCAGCUCCAGGCACUUGUCCAGCUUGGCGGCCUCCUGAGGCGAGCCACGUGACGCCGGCUCGCGGAUGGCCUCUAUCAAUGGGUCAACCGACGCACCGAUCGACGCCAGCAGCUCCUUGGCCUUGUCCUCCGACUUGGGUCGGAUGGCCUUGAGCAGGGACGCCUCCUUGUCCCUGAUGAGCACUCUGGCCUUGUUAAGGUGGUUGACGGCCGAGUCGAAGCGCUUGACGGGGAUGUCGCCCUUGACCGCUUCUAACUCCACUUGCAGAGCCGUCACGUCCUUGUCCUGGAUCGGCAGGCCGUAGCGCAGCAGACUGUCGGCGUCCUUGUUGACACGUGAGCCCGCUGCCGAUGGAGCGUUGAGCCCGCCCUGCCACGACUUGGCCGCAUUCGACGGGAAAGAGGGCAGCAGAGGCGAGAGUGCCGCGAUGCCGACAGCUGCACGUGCCGCCUCUUCUGCAUAGCCUCUUCGUGAUGUGCAUUCGGCGUUUUCAGAGGCUGCUGGGCCCGUCGAUUGUUGCUCGGGGAGGGAAGGGCGUCUCAAGGACGGGGUACGGGUCAGGCGAGUUGCAUCACUGAAUGAAUGCUGCACUCUGAACGUCCAGGCAACCUCAGAAAGGCCCAGGAGCGCGGCCGCGCAGAUGGCGACUGAAGAUCUUCUGACGCCCAUGCCCAUGCCGGCGUUCUCUUCUUCCCCUUCUCCUUCUCCUUUCCUCACGGUCCUCCCGCAG